This is a messenger RNA of Danio rerio (zebrafish), 1737 nucleotides long. Lineage: Eukaryota; Metazoa; Chordata; Actinopteri; Cypriniformes; Danionidae. The record is from RefSeq and is a predicted model, not a curated record.
CUGUGGUCAUAACAUUGUGCUGGAUUAUGGUGUCAUUUGGAUACACUGAAGGGAUCCAACAAGACAUAUUCUCUUUUGCUUCAGGAGAUGUUGUGCUGGGACAUAAAAAUCAGUGAAACUUCCUCUUAAACUACAGCAGGUGAAAGAGCAGCUGAGAAGAAAGGAUAAGACCUUUUACAUUCUGGAUUUAUUUCUGACUGCAUCAUCAUGUUUCUGAUUUCAUCGCAUCUGCUGUUGUUCUUAUCACUCCUGGCUCAAUCCAGAGCACAAACAACAAUGUUUCUAGACACUACAGACACCACCACUGUAGACCCUGCUACAACCUCAGAGACCACCACAGAAAUCCCCACCACAACCCCAGAGACCACCACUGAAACCACCACUGUAGACACAUCUACAAUUUCAGAGACCACCCCAGAGACCACCACUGAAACCACCACUGUAGACACCACUACAAUUCCAGAGACCACCCCAGAGACCACCACAGAAGAGAGCACAACCACCACAGAAACCACUACAGAAGAGAGCACUACCACCACAGAAACCACUACAGAAGAGAGCACUACCACCACAGAAACCACUACUGAGGAAAGCACCACCAUUGCAUCAACAACUGCUUGGACAGCCCCAGCAAUAUUCUAUCCAUUCGGCUCAGCAGCAGGAGACACUGGACAUCUUGAACGUGGCGAUGAUUCCUUUCAACAUGUGGAUUUCUCUACUCCAUUUACAUACUUUACCCGCAAUUACAGCAGCAUUUAUGUCAAUAAUAAUGGACUCCUUACGUUCAACCAACCUUUACGAGAAUCUCACCCUGUACCCUUUCCCUCAUAUGGAAAUGAAGAUUACAUUGCUGCGCUCUGGACCGAGCUUGAUGACAUUGGUUAUGGCUAUUACUGGUUUCAUGAGUACACAAGUGGAAGUGUGCUAGACCGGGCCACUAAGGAUAUAAACCAAUAUUUCCCAAAAAGGGGCUUCACUGCUUCUUGGGUCUUUGUUGUCACAUGGGACUAUAUGUUUUCAACAGAUUGGUAUACACUUAAUAAUCACUUAGGACCGGCAAUCACAGUUCAAGCAGUUUUAAUUUCCGGAGGUGGUUUUUCAUUCCUUCUGUUGAAUUACGGUGACUGUGCUGGUAUAUAUUUUCCAGUGGAGGCUGGAUAUGAUACCAUUGGCUCCACUGACUACCAUGUCAUUCAUUAUGAUUACCCUACUGGCUACUUAAUCCCAAACCUCAAGGACACCACUAAUGUAAAUGUUCCUGGUCGUUGGGCCUUUCUUGUGAACAACGGGACAGAAAACGUCAUAGGACUUCAAAUGAAGCUUAGGUCAUACUUAGACCUAACACAGUCUCAAAACAAGGAGGUUGUGUUGCAGCUGAUAAAAGAGGAGCUGGUCAGUCAAGGACUAUUAAGUUCAGUUGGGCUGAAAAUGAGAAAAGUUGAAAGGAUAUGGCCGUAAUACAAGAAAAGGAUAUAAAACUCCUUAAAAAGUUGUUUCUAUUAAAGAUGUAUGCAGCAACAUUAAGGGAAAUGUCACUACACAACAGCAAAAUUUCUUUAAAUUCUCAACCUUCUCAUAAAUGAUCAACACACAAGUAUAAAUGAGUACAUGAAAUGAAUCCUCUUCAUUGAUCCUCUUUUUUCUACUAUCAAAUACUGUGAACGAAUACAAGUUUCAGGGAAGUGAACAAAUCAAUGUAUAAUAUGUGAACAAUGUAAUUAAACCUGUUCUUCACCA